Messenger RNA from Hydractinia symbiolongicarpus, 826 nucleotides. Its product is annotated as glucose-induced degradation protein 4 homolog. The transcript is spliced from 7 exons. Gene Ontology annotation, biological process: protein catabolic process in the vacuole; protein targeting to vacuole; negative regulation of gluconeogenesis. The coding region runs from base 33 to 641 and encodes 202 amino acids. The record is from RefSeq and is a predicted model, not a curated record. Lineage: Eukaryota; Metazoa; Cnidaria; Hydrozoa; Anthoathecata; Hydractiniidae. Gene Ontology annotation, cellular component: extrinsic component of membrane; GID complex.
UUCAUUUUUAUUAUAAAUCAUAAUCGUUAGAUAUGCCUGGUAAGCUUAUAGUACCAGUUACACCAAAAUCUGGAAAACAAGUUGGCAUACCAUCUUCACUUUUGUAUAGUGGCAGUCGAUUCCAAGGACAUCAGAAAAGUAAAGGAAACCGUUAUGAUGUCGAAGUGGUUUUGCAGCAUGUAGACGAAGAAACAUCCUUUCUUUGUGGCUAUUUAAAGAUUAAAGGAUUAACAGAUGAAUACCCUACGUUGGUAACUUAUUUUGAUGGUGAGAUUAUUGGUGAAAAAUAUCCUUUUUUAACAAGGAAAUGGGAUGCAGAUGAAGAUGUUGAUAGGAAACACUGGGGAAAGUUUGUUGCUUUUUAUCAAUAUGCGAAGAAGUUUAACUCAGACAGUUUUAAUUAUGAACAACUCAAAUCUGUGGAUUUUGUGUUUAUGCGCUGGAAGGAACACUUUCUAAUACCUGACCAUAAAAUCAAAGACAUAAAUGGCGCUUCAUUUGCUGGCUUCUACUAUAUUUGUUUUCAAAAAUCAACUUCAACCAUAGAAGGGUACUACUACCAUAAAAAUUCUGAAUGGUUUCAGUCCUUGACACUUGCACACGUACCAGAUUAUACACCAUCCACUUUUGAAUUUCGCUGACAUGUUUGUGGAAAAAAAGAUUUUAUACUUUGUAAAUUAUGAAAUUUGUUAAUUCUGUAACCAGCUUAGACGAUAUUUAGAAAUAUCUUAAAUUUUGUUUAUAAAAUUAUGCUGAAUGUUUUUCAUAAAACUUUUAUGCAUUCUGCUAUCAGAAUUUUUUAACAGAACCUUUUGAAUUGAUGUUA